AUGGAGCUCUUUGCAGCAUCAAUGGAGGAAUAUUUUGGUCUGCUUAUGGGAGUUCUCUUUCUGCUCUUCUUGCCUGGCUUAGUUAUUACGUAUUUCUGGAUUUCUUCUUCCAUGCUUAAGUCUAGGCUUCGAAGGAAUGGCUUAGAUGGGCCUCAGCCGAGCUUUCCUUUGGGAAAUCUCAUGGAGAUGUAUAAGAAGAUAAGCCAUGACAUACAUUCCACAGUGUUCCCCUACUUUGCUCGUUGGAGGAAAAUAUAUGGAAAAGCUUUUAUAUACUGGCUUGGCACAGAGCCCUUCUUGUACAUUGAAGACCCCGAAAUUCUCAGGAAAAUAACCAGUGGAAAAUUGGGAAAGAAAUGGGGAAAGCCUGAUGUGUUCAAGCAUGAUCGAAAGCCAAUGUUUGGGACUGGCCUCGUCAUGAUUGAUGGAGAUAAUUGGGCUCGCCAUCGCAAUAUUAUUGCUCCAGCUUUCUCCACAACCAAUCUGAACAAAAUGAUAGCAAUGAUGGAGGAUUCAACAACCAAAAUGUUACAAGAGUGGGUCAAUCAAGUAAGAAAGGGUGCCAAUGAGAUAGAUGUGGAGAAGGAGAUCACCAUGAAUGCAGCUGAGAUCAUAGCUAUGACCAGCUUUGGAAUAAGCCAAGAGAAAGGCAAGGAAGUCUUCCAAAAGCUCCAAGCCAUGCAAAUCAUGCUCUUCAAGAAAAAUAGACUUGUUGGAGUUCCUUUUAGCAAAUUUUUUUCACCGAUGCAGUCUUAUAAGGCAUGGAAGCUUGGGAAAGAGAUUGAUGAGCUUCUCUUUGACAUCAUUAGCUCGAGGAAGAAAGAGGACAGAGUACAAGAUGAUCUCCUAGGGCUUUUGCUUGCAGGGAACGAGGAGGAGGCGAGGGAUGAGAAGAAGCUAACGAGACGAGAGCUUGUGGAUGAGUGCAAGACAUUCUUCUUCGGCGGCCAUGAAACCACUGGUCUAGCUCUGACAUGGACGCUUCUGUUGUUGGCUCUUUAUCCUGAAUGGCAGAAGCUGCUGAGAGAGGAGAUAAUGGAGGUUUCAGAAGGAAGGCCUUUAAACUCUGAUAUGCUUCCAAAGCUAAUAAAGAUGGGAUGGGUGUGGAAUGAGGUUCUUCGAUUGUAUUCACCUGCCCCAAACUCACUAAGACAGGCGAGAGAGGAAAUAGUCAUUGAUGAAAUCACAGUGGAAAAGGGAACCAACAUGUGGAUUGAUGUGGUUGGAAUGCACCAUGAUAAAGAUUUGUGGGGUGAUGAUGUGAAUGAGUUCAAACCAGAAAGGUUUAAAGAUAGCAUUAAUGGUGGAUGCAAGCAUAGGAUUGGAUACUUGCCUUUUGGAUUUGGAGGGAGAAUUUGUAUAGGAAGAAACUUGUCAUUGAUGGAGUACAAGAUUGUUUUAAGUCUCAUCCUAUGCAAAUUCACAAUGUCUAUUUCACCAGCUUAUGUGCACUCUCCAAGAAUUAUGUUGUCUUUGAGGCCUUCUCAAGGAGUUCCUUUGAUCCUUCAUCCUUUAGAAUAA
This is a messenger RNA of Dendrobium catenatum, 1521 nucleotides long. RefSeq names its product cytochrome P450 714C2-like. Lineage: Eukaryota; Viridiplantae; Streptophyta; Magnoliopsida; Asparagales; Orchidaceae. The record is from RefSeq and is a predicted model, not a curated record. The transcript is spliced from 6 exons. The coding region runs from base 1 to 1521 and encodes 506 amino acids. Gene Ontology annotation, molecular function: heme binding; oxidoreductase activity, acting on paired donors, with incorporation or reduction of molecular oxygen; iron ion binding.